CAGCGGCUUUGAUCUGAGUUCCUCGAAUAAAAAAAGAAUAGAAUUGACGGCCAAACCAAAGUUCCUUUAUUUAUUUGGAGAUCGCAAGGAUUUGUUAUUAUUUGGCAACCAUAAGGAUAACUUAUCUUAAGAAAUUGUUGUCAAAAAGGAAAUGAUUAAAUAUGGAAUCUUCUGAGAAAGAAAAGAAGAGAGGCUUGGACACUUCUGCAAACAGUCCCUCGCUUUGGCAAAGUACCUUCAGCAAAGAUUCUAGCAGCACUGAUGGGGUUCUAUCAAAAAAGACGAAGCUAGAACAUUCAAGCUCUGAGUCAGAUGGUGAUCUUAGUCCUAGUUGGGACUCAAACACUCCUUCUUAUGCCGCAUUCAUGGCACCUCGUGAUGAACCGCAGCAGUCUACAGAAGAUGGAGAAGCAAAUGCCUACAGUUCUUUUGCAAAGCGGCAGUUGGAAAGCAUGGGUUACAAAUCUGGAGAAGGACUUGGCAAGUACGGGCAAGGAAGACGGGAAAUUCUAGAGGCUUCAAAGCAGAAAGGAAGGCGUGGUCUUGGUUUUAGUGUCAGGGGUUUUGACGACAGCGAAGUGCUUGGAUGGACUGAGGACAAGGUGCAGAUAGUGGAGCCGAGAGAGUUUAUUCCAUCAUGCUCCUUACCUCCCCUGACAAUGAAUGAGAUGAAGACUUGGAUUGUGAUUGGUGAGAAAAAUCCCACAAUUGAAAGAGAGACACAGUUUUGUGAUGAAGAGGUUUUGAAGGACAUUCUCUCAAGCAAGAGUGUCUUUGAUGCUUUGAGUGGUGAUGAAUUUCUUCGAGCAAGAACAAGGGCUAAUCCAUAUGAACUUAUCAGAGGAGCUAUAUUCCUUAACAGGGCAGCAAUGAAAAUGGCAAAUAUGGAUUCAGCUUUUGAUUUUAUGUUUACAAGUCCAAAGAAUGAGAAAGGAGAAGAUCUUGUAAAACCAAAUGAGCUGCUUUAUUUUGCUGAUCUUUGUGCUGGCCCUGGUGGCUUCUCUGAAUAUGUUCUUUGGAGAAAAACCUGGCAUGCAAAAGGUUUUGGAUUUACUCUGAAAGGAGAUAACGACUUUAAACUAGAAAACUUUCUCGCUGGAUCUCCUGAAACCUUUCAACCACAUUAUGGAAAGGAUGACGAUGGAGAUAUUUUUAAGGAAGACAACUUGGAGGAAUUCAAAGCUUUUGUACUCAAAGAGACCGAUGGAAAAGGUGUCCACUUUGUCAUGGCAGAUGGGGGUUUCAGCGUUGAAGGGCAAGAGAAUAUUCAAGAAAUCCUUAGCAAACAGCUAUAUCUCUGUCAGUUUCUUAUGGCAAUCUUGAUUUUGAGGACAGGUGGUCACUUUUUGUGCAAAGUGUUUGAUCUCUUUACACCGUUCAGCAUUGGUCUUGUUUAUCUUAUGUAUCGAGCAUUUGAUGAAGUUUGCAUUUUCAAGCCAAUCACCAGUAGACCAGCUAAUUCCGAAAGGUAUCUUGUUUGCAAGGGCUUGCGAAGAGGUGUGACAGACAUUCAAGAUUAUAUGUUCAAUGUUAAUGUUCGGAUCAACAGACUGAAGGGGACAAGUGAAGAUAUAAUAGAAAUUGUCCCGGUGGAAGUCUUAAAAGAGGAUCUGGCAUUCUUCAAAUACAUGAGAGAAUCAAAUAAUAGUCUUGGCAGGAUCCAAACAAACUCUCUCCGAAAGCUGAAAGCAUUUGUGAAAGACACGGCUUUGAUGGGUCAUUAUGAUCAAGCAGAUAUCAGGAAGCAGUGUCUUGACCUAUGGAAGAUCCCAGACCAAGUACGCGCUUCGUCCCGCGUUCAGGACAUUGAUGCCAAGUUCUCACAGCUGUGGAAGGGGAGUGACGAUGAGACAUGCUGCUCAAGCCGGCCUACCAUCCUCACAACACAAAACCUUCAAAACAUCAAAUGCAUCUAUGACUUCAAGUGUAUUGUAUCCGGAGGAGACAGAUACUUUCUGCUCGGAACUGGCCGCACAGCAGUAUACCAAUGGGAUGGUAAACUAUCCUAUCGAUCAUCUCGAUGGCUGAAGCUGGACAAGUGUAAACUCGAACUACCAAAAGACACUGUUCUCGAGGUGGAGAUUGUUCAAGAGCUUUAUGGAGAGGGGAGAGGCCAGAGGCGAAGCACAGCUAUAUAUAUUCUUGAUGCAAUGAUGCUUGGCGGAUUAGAUGUCCGCGACAAACACUACAGUGAGAGAAUGGCUAUUGCCAAGACAUUCACAGAGGCUUUGCGCAAGCCUACUAGGCCCGACUUGGUCCCAUUAAGAAUACACCACGCCUUCCGCAUGAAUGAGCUUAGCAGUCAAGUCUUCAGCAGUGUUCAGAUGCGACUGGUCAAAGGUAGACGUGAACCUCAGGAAUGCAUGACUGCUUAUCACGAAAGAACUGCUGAGAGUGACCCCAAGAGAGAGUGUUUGUUUGUUCCAAGAGGGAUCUAUUUUAUCAAACAUAUACAAGAACCAUGGACGCAUCAUUUCAGCAAAUCUAAACAGAGACUGUAUUUCUUCAAUAAACAGAAGCAUGAAUCGAGAUUUGAAUGUCCAAAGGAAUCUAUUGCUUCAUUCAAGACAUCUCUGAUGAGUCGCUACAUGUGGCAAUGGGACAGGAGCAGUGGGCUUGAUUCAGACUCGGAGGAAGACCUUCUUGACCGCAAACACUUACAAGAAUUUAUACGUGCAACGCAUCACCACCAUGUGAAUCCAAGCUAAAUACAUUAUAGAUUAAGUUUGUGCAAUUGCAGGGUGAAAGCAGUUAUCACAACUAAUGGCACAGAGCCAUUGUCGGAAAAUGUUCUCUGGAGGGGGUUGUCUCCUAGUUUUUUUAGGGAGUAAGAUUCCUUUUCUACUUUGGGAAGGGGUGUGGGCAUGGGGGGCUGCCAUGCUGUAGUGAUACACACAUCUUGCCGACUUUGUUAGUCUGAUGUGUACAUUAUAAGUAGUUAGCACAUUUGUAGUUACUUUUGGUCCCACACAGUUGUACAUAGUUGAUCAAAAGUUCACCAUAAGUCAAAACGCUUAGAAACCUGUGUUUGAUUGUAAAUUUUGUAUAGUUGUUGGGGUGCAUUUCAUUCUGCUCACAGUCAUUGAACAUGUCUUUAAAACAUUCUAAGUUUCCAACUUACAAAGUUAGCUAGUAUUUGUGUUGAUAUUUUUAUAUAGAUAACAACAGAAGUGAAGGACAUUUUUAAGACUCAAAUUGAUAUCUUAGAUUUCAUAAAUUAUGUUGUUCACCUUACAUCCUAGUGAAUCAUAGGGAACCCAGGGUGUAGGGUUCAAGCAAUGCAGAGACAAGAAAAAUGAGGGGAAUGUGGGGGUGUUGAUUCUGCUCAACAUCUUCCCUCUACUUACAACCAAAACUCUUCUUUGCAAAUACUUGCUAUGUUUUCCGUGAAUGGUAGCUUACAGAGUCCAUUAUCACAGUUAAUAUUAACUGUGACUAUCGUAAGUGACAAGCUCAGAUACUGCCAUUGGUUAACAGAUCUUUUAUAUAAAUAUAUAUAUACUAUUUGUGUCUUGCCCUGGAUGCUUUUUAUAGCUUCUAAUGGUUAAUUUAAAUGUAAUGUGAGUAAUUUCAGAAUUCCAUUGGUAGAGUUAUUCAAUUGUAUUUUAAUUUGCCGUACCAUUGGUUCUGUAGCAUUUAUAUAUUAUAAAUUCACAAUUUACUUAUGUACUUUAAAGACUAGCAUACAGCUGGAAGCUGAUCUUAAAGAAGGUUCCAAUAUUCUCAUCAUAUAUUCUACUUUUUAAUUAUGUGGAAUAGCAGGUGUGUUAGACUGUUCAAGUGGGCUGCUGGCAAAGCAUAAUAUCAAGUAUGGAAGAUAUGUUGAAAGUGAAUAAAUCAUGAGGCAUGUUACUUUUCAAAGAUUGGCGAAAUGUCAUUUGUGGUGGACUUUUGAAGAUCAGCUGUCAUAAGAAACACAUAUUUGCAUAAUUAAAAAUGUUUAUCUCUGAUCCCAGUAA
Molecule: messenger RNA, 3959 nt
Organism: Nematostella vectensis (starlet sea anemone)
Lineage: Eukaryota; Metazoa; Cnidaria; Anthozoa; Actiniaria; Edwardsiidae
Product: cap-specific mRNA (nucleoside-2'-O-)-methyltransferase 1
Exons: 25
Coding region: 162-2708 (848 amino acids)
Biological process (GO): 7-methylguanosine mRNA capping
Cellular component (GO): nucleus; cytoplasm
Molecular function (GO): protein binding; nucleic acid binding; methyltransferase cap1 activity
Source: RefSeq, a predicted model, not a curated record